GAGGAGCCCUAUAUCAAUUGCAGCUGCUGUUAUUUACAUGAUAACCCAACUAUCUGAAGAGAAGAAACCCUUAAAAGAUAUAUCCUUAGCAACAGGAGUUGCAGAAGGUACUAUAAGAAACUCGUAUAAGGAUCUGUAUCCGUAUGCGUCGAGACUCAUCCCAACCUCGUUCGCCAAGGAAGAAGACCUCAAGAACCUUUGCAGCCCAUAACUUGCCCUUUUAGAAGCUUCUCGGCCGGCAUCAAUGGCGGAAAAUUCUUCACCUGAUAUUAUAAUCAACAUUUUUUUCUUGUGUUGGGAUAUAGAACUGGAGUUGACCUGAAAGCAGGGGGAAUUGCUGGGUUGUGGUUUUAGAUUGGGUGUUUUUGACUAUUUGUUUGUUAGGGGGAAGAAAGGCCAAUCAAUUCGGCCUUUUCCUCAUUGUUGGAGAAUUCUGAUUUGUAGUAGCUUCAUAUAUUGGUCAAAUUUAGAGUAUUGUAUGUACUUAAUACUGACAUUUGGUGUUAUUUUUCUGUACCUAAUGAAUGGCCCAAAAAGACUUAUUUUACUGUGCUAUUUUAAAGGGUCAUGCAAAUUGUUGAGCACAAUGAACCCAUUCCAUUUACAGCUU
Messenger RNA from Phalaenopsis equestris, 610 nucleotides. RefSeq names its product transcription initiation factor IIB. Gene Ontology annotation, molecular function: TBP-class protein binding. Gene Ontology annotation, biological process: transcription preinitiation complex assembly; DNA-templated transcription initiation. Lineage: Eukaryota; Viridiplantae; Streptophyta; Magnoliopsida; Asparagales; Orchidaceae. Gene Ontology annotation, cellular component: nucleus; transcription preinitiation complex. The record is from RefSeq and is a predicted model, not a curated record.